CACCAGCUGUCAACAGAAGUCACAUGAUUAGAUGCACCUGUGUGCAAUUAAAGUGUCACGUGAUUUUAAUAUAACUACACCUGCUCCUGACCCCAAAGUUUGUCUGAGAAAAGUACCAAUCAGGUUUUAGUUAUAAGAACUAUCUAACCUAUAAAACACUAGAAAAAAAUCUAUCACAAACUUAGGGGUCAAACAGCAGUGGGGGUUAAUACAUAUGCAUUUUAUAUGUAGCUAAAUCAUUUUGCAAACCAUAUAGAAUUUUCAGCCCUACUUUAAUACUAUGGGGCAAUUUUGUGUACAUUCAUGACACACGACUCCAAUUAAGUCCAUUUCAGUUCCUGGCUGUAACAUUACAUAUGGAAAAGUUCAAGGAGGUGAAUACUUAUGUAAGACAAUCAUAAGGAAAUGCAAAAGGAACUAAAAAAUAAAUAAAUAAAUAAAUAAAUAAAUAAAUAAAAAUAAUAAUAAUAAUAAUAAUAAAUAAAUAAAUAAAUAAAUAAAAUAAUAAUAACAUUUGCAGAAAUGUGUUACACCGAAAAAGUUUGUGAACCCAUUCUCUGAAUGAACUAGAUAGAACUCAACAGAAAAGCAGUUAAACACAUCCCCAUCAUUAGUUUACAAAGUUUAACUUCAAUCCCAAAUACUACCAUAUUCGAUCACUUUAGUGCACUAAGUAGCUAUCAUAAAGCAUAGGCUAUGUAAGGAGGAGGGGUGAUUUGGGACACGGCCCGCGUACAGACUCGCCCUGCCUCUAUUCGCUUUCCAAGAAACGCGGAGAAAGUCUCAGCCUGGCUCCACACACUGAGCUCAAUGAGCGCCGAGCUUGUCCGCACACACACCUAGUUUCGCUCGGUCCGUCACUCGAGCCCAGGAAUGCCAUGGCCACUCAGCCCAACCAGGACUACUUCCGCUCGGUCAGCAGCGAGUCCACUACCUACAUGAUGGUGCCGGCGAGCGGCCGCAGAGAGUCUCCGUCCAAGCUGUGGCUCGCCAUGGUGGUGAUUGUGGUGGUGGUGCUGCAGAUCGCCUCCACCACCGGACUCUUCCUCUACCUAAACAUGUCCCUGUCCCAGGUGAAGAACCAAGGAGUAACAGAAGAGCUGCGAUGUCUGGGAUUGCUCAACGCCCUGGAUAAAAACCGGGAUAUUCCAGAGGACCUGGCCCAGCUCUUAGGAGAAUCUUGCAUCAAACUGGCUGAAGGCAUCAAGGCCUACAUCUCUAAGGUAACAGAGAAUAUCAUCUCCAGACAAACAUUACAAGAAGCGAGAACCUUACCACAUAGUUACAACACUACAGGGGCAACGUUUGUGACACAGAGACCUUCAGCCCACCUUACACUCAGCAGCCUACAAGGUGCCACUUCUCAGUAUCCGAGUCCGCAGGCGGACCUGCACCAGUCCUGCCGCCACCCCGUGCGCUCCUGGGCCAAUCAGAGCUUCGGCGCCCACCUGCACAACAUGACACUGGCCAAUGGGCGUCUCCGCGUGCCUCAGGACGGUCGCUACUACCUGUACGCACAGGUCUACUUCCGCUACCCAUCACCUAGCGAGGGCGAGCAGAAGGGCACCAGCCACCAGCUGGUUCAGUGUGUCUACAAGAAAACAUCAUACCUGAGGCCCAUCCAGCUGCUGAAGGGUGUAGGCACCAAGUGCUGGGCACCUGACGCUGAAUAUGCCCUGCACUCCGUCUACCAGGGAGGUCUGUUUGAGCUGCGUGCUGGCGACGAGGUGUUUGUGUCUGUCUCCUCCCCCUCAAUGGUACACGCCGAGGACUCCUCCAGCUACUUCGGAGCUUUCCGGCUGGACCUCUGAGGGCAGAUCAGAGAGACUGCGCCAAGGUUACAUUACCCAAGAGGCACUGGGAGGCUUUCGUUGUCUCUGUGUGGUCCCAGAAGACAGCUCAGACAUUGCAUUGUUUUAUUUUCUUUUAACAGGUUGAGAUUUUUUUUUAUAUUAUAUGUGAAGGAAGUGGUUCAGACAAUUGGACCCCCCCUUGUUUUUUUAAGGCGGAAGAAUGUAUGUAUAUUUUUAAAAGCACAUCAAAGAUGUGGAUCUUGGAAAUGGUAGCAAAAAGGACAGUAGGAUUGCCAGAACUUUGCGAGGCUUAAUCUGUGCCAAUCAUGUGCAUGUCUGACAUAUGAGGAAAAACUGUGCUUUCACCUCAGGCCACUGGGCAUCGGAUAUAAUGCAUUUUUUCAAAUGUACUGAGAUACAAGAAGAGGAACGCGUGCCAGGGGAAAGAGGAGAGGCGUAUGCUGUGCAGAUGCAGGAAUUCUCUGUGGCCCGUCCAACCAGUAGAGCAGCAUACAAUCCCAGAUAGAGACCUAAAAACAGAUACCACCACCUGGACUCUCUCUUUCUCUCUCAGACACACAUGCACCCACAAACACAGACAAUACAGAAUGCACUUACUUAACCCAGUAAGCAAGAGACGGAGGCACAUGAGAUUUGUUGAUCCUUUCAUUAAGUAGUCAGACUCAAUAAAUCAAAGGCAGCGACAUGUUUAUUUUCGAAUACACAUAAAUCAUAUACUCCCGCUUAAGUCCUGCUUUCUAAAAGCAGACACGCCUCACUCACCCAAACACAAACACGCCCUCAAUCAACAAGAAAGCAGUCCACUCAGCUUGGACAUCUGUGAUUUAAAAAAUAAGAGUGUAUGAAAGGUUAAACACACAGGGUGCCAUACAGUUUAAAUGUCACACCCGUGGCCUUUUAAUGCUUUGUUUUCUCCAAAACAACAAGGACAUGAUCGCAAACAUUUUCAGUAUGUACAGUAUGUAACCCUUUGUCUCUUUCUCUCUCUCUUUCUCUUCUCAGUUUUGUGUGUGUGUGUGUAUAUAUAUAUCUAUAUAUACACACAGUACAUGAUGGAUAUUUAAGUUUUCAACAUGCCUCAUAUAUUGGGAGUGUGACCUCAACUUCAACGUACUGAGGUUCUGAAUAAGCAAUGUGUGACUGCAAAUGAGAAGAAAAAUCAGCAGGCCAACGUCUCUGCCUGUACAUAUCAUUUGAUGGACAACAGAGCUAAGGGUGAGGCAAUAAUGUGUAAUAUAAAUGGCCAGAUUCUUGAUAAAGGGCCAAGCUGGACUUCAAUGUAAAAAAAAUGUUUCUUCCUGACUGGACUCCAGCCUGAAGUUUCCCUGAUAGUGCCACUAUUCUCAAGGCUUAAAAAGCAACUGCUGCCAAUACACAAUACACACAAGAGUGAAAUGCACAGCCCGGGCACUUUCUGUUUCCUUUCCCAAGGACUUGGUUGUGAGCCACAACAAACGUUAUAAAUCAUCAUCUCCAUCUGGGACGACAUCUUGGAAGGAGUAAAUGCAUCAAGGAGACGUAUUGUGCAACAGGCAUAAUCGAUUCGAGUAAGCAUGAAUGCGCAAGAUCAGUCAUUGUAGACUCAAAUGCCGAAGUGCCUUUCAGUGCUGCAUUGAUCCGAAUGUGUUAGCGUGCGAGGCUAUUGGACUUGGUCUGCACAAUCAGUAUAACAGAGGUUAUGAGAAGGUGUUACAAGUGAUUUGGCAGAGGCUGAGCAACAACAAAAAAGACUAUACAGAUUCAAACAGUGUGUUAGGAUUCAUAUUACAGGCACAAGGCACAAACAUGUAUGCUAGGAUUUAUCUGUUUAAACUAUAACUUGUUUCCUAAAUCUUUAGCAAAGCUACACAUAAGGUUUACAGCUUUGUGUGAAUCUUGGGGCCGUGGCACACCAAGUCAGAGUCGAAGAACUAGCACUAACAAGGUUAACUGGUGAUCAUUUCCUGAUGCCCUAUAUCCUGCACACUAAAACACAACACAAAACUACAGCUGAAAGCAUGUAGGCAUGCAUGUCUGUUCCUUUCUUGUGUCAAAGAAAAUAACUCUCCAUACCAGCAGGUGGCAGUAGUCUGUCUUCAUAAUCAAAGACUCUUCAGUUAGGUCUCACAUCUCACACUACUGCAGUAAAUAGUAUGUAACUACCACACAUCAUCUACUGAGUAGGUAUCCUGGAUUACUAAAGUAGCAUACGAUUUAGUACAGUAGUAUGCAGAGAUGCCAACAUCUGUAAUUUUGCCAUAUUAUUUACGAGUUUUGAUUCCUUGCUAUGACAAUACAGGAGAUCCAUCAAAACGUCGUCAGCUAAAGCAGUAGUCAGAGCAAACAAAUAAAAUACGUGCAGCAGAAAAAGUCUAUUCACUGAAGGGGAAAGGACACUGGGCAUGAAAGAAACACAUUUUCUCCGGGUAGCAGAUUUUUUGCAUUACUUUUGCUUUGCGCUAUCUUUAUCUGGAUGAAGGAUUUUGACCUGUGAAUUCACUGUGGUUUUGUGGCCAAUAGAAAACAAGUGGGUGGAGCUAUGUUUUCUGGUGUGUGUAAAAGUGCAUGGUGCUGUUUAUUAUUUAUGCUGUUAGCAUGAAGCCAUUUCUUUAAUCGACAUAUGCUAUAUGGCCAAAAGUAUGUGGAUUUCUGACCAUCACCCCCACAUGUGUUCCUUCCCCAAAGUUGGAAGCACACAGUUGUAUGGAAUGUGUUCUGUAUGCUGUAGCAUUAUGAUUUCCCUUCACUGGAACCAAGAGACUCAAAGCUGUUCUAGCAUGACAAUGCCUCUGUAGACAAAAUGAGCUCCAUGUAGACAUGGUUUGCCAAAGUUGAUAUGAAAGAAUUUGUGGCCUAGACUGAGCCCUAACCUCAACCCCACUGAACACCUUUGGGAUGAAUUGGAACGCCAAAUGCACCCCAGGUCUCCUCACUGAACAUCAGUUCCUGGCUUCUCUAAUGCUCUUGUGGCUGAAUGAGCAAGGAAACAAGGAAAGCCUUCCCAAAAGAGUGGGGGGGGGGUCUGAAAAAGCACGUUCAGAAAGCACAUCAAUUUGUGAUGGUCAAGUCUCGACAUACUUUUGGCCAUAUAGUUUCUGCAAAGAUUUUUGUGGUAAAAUAUAUUUUUUCUCUCUACCUGCUAGGACUUUCUUGCUUGGUGUGUAGGGACAAACUAGCCUAGCUGGACACUUCAUUUUUUUUUUUUUUAUAUACACGUGCUGUCUUGUGAUUGUAGUUUCUUGUCUUGUGAUGUAGCUCGUCUCUUCUCUUCUCCUUUUUCUGUGCCACCAAUUCAACUGGUGUUGAUGAGAACCAACAGUACAGAACAAACCACAUAAAAACUCUGAUAGUUAGCCACUCAUAUAUAAUGUCCUCAAAUUACCGACAGUCAGCUUGGUGUGUCAAGAUCCUCACUAGAAACAGUCAGGUCUGGUUGCACAGUAGCCCAACAGGGCCACAUGUUUACCUAAGAGUAACCCCACACCAAUCUAAAGCACAUGUAUCUGUGUGAGUUUGAACAAUUUAGAAUUUCACUGUGGAAUACUGGCUAAACACACAAACUCCACUACAAACAAGCAAACACUACCCUUUAACCCUGAUAUCGAGCGUUAGUGUGUGGCAGGUAGCGGGUCUCCAUGGAAAGGCUGAAACUGUUACACUCUGCAGAAUCCCCGCGGCUUUAAACAGAUUCCAAACAGGAUCACCUUCUCGACAUACAGUGAGGAACCAAAUGUGAAAUCGGUGGAAGAAAUGUGUCUUAAAGUGAAUGUGUGUAAAAAUAGUGCAUCCACAAAAUAGUGGAUGUAAUUCCUAAAAUGCCCAGAUCUGAAAUAUUCAUGAACUGUAUGAGUUUUAUUUGAUACCAGACUGUGUUUCGGUGAAAUUCCUUGCGGAAAAAAAUGAAUGUAGUCCGAACCCCGUGAGCAAUACCGAACAAAGGGGCUUUUGUUUUUCUUCUGCCCAGGGCUGUGUAUGUUUUUUUUUUCUCCUUUCGAAUUGUUCAUAAUCUUUAAAAUCACCAAUAUGUGGGUCUCAUUUUUCCUUUGAUGAAAGAUAACAUGCACUGUUUACCACUGUUGUUUUCUCUCUAUAUGAAUGUAAAAAAAAAAAAAAGCAAUCCUUUGAUCUUUUGUGAUCUGUGAUUUUGAGGGACAUGUGUCAUUUCUAACAAUAAAACUGCUUGUUUUCCAGCA
Messenger RNA from Ictalurus furcatus (blue catfish), 5986 nucleotides. RefSeq names its product TNF superfamily member 10, like (gene tnfsf10l). The record is from RefSeq and is a predicted model, not a curated record. Gene Ontology annotation, biological process: immune response. Gene Ontology annotation, molecular function: tumor necrosis factor receptor binding. The transcript is spliced from 5 exons. Gene Ontology annotation, cellular component: membrane. Lineage: Eukaryota; Metazoa; Chordata; Actinopteri; Siluriformes; Ictaluridae. Bases 879 to 1811 code for a protein of 310 amino acids.